CGGCUCAAUUUGACUUUUGUGUGAGCAGCGGACCGCCCCAAGCCACUCCACUAUUGCCACCAAACCGAAUUGAAAGAAUGAGGUGGAGGUGAAAAGGAUGUCUCUCAACAACGCGUCCCUUCACCAUCGCUUCCAACUAUUGUCAACUCUUCCUACUAGGUCGUCUAGACUUUAUAUACACCUACUGAAUAGGCUGCGCUCUUUGUCCGUACUCGUACUGCAGCAGCCCGGAACCUGGAAGAGUGGACAUGGUGUGCAUCGUAUAUCAAGGAAAUGACGUGAUCCCAACACAUAUCAACUGUCGAGUGUCAGCCCAGGAUGCUGAACGAGAAUCAGUUCUCACGAAGCGCUUCAAGCAUGCGGUCCAAAGCAACAUCCCGCGAAAACGUCGAAUCGGGAUCCAGUCUGGCCUGACUGUCGACAAGACCAAUGACUUGUCUAUCAAACAUAGGAAUAUUCAGGAGGAUGCAGAGAGUGCCGCUGCAUUACAGGAUGUUUUCUUGCCAACCAGUACCAGCGCUGAUGCCAGCAGCAGUAUAUCCGUUCAAGCUGACACGAUCAUGGCGCCAAGUACAUUAGAGGAGAAUGAUGCUGCGGCUAUAGUACGACACGCACGAGGAAGAGAGGUGUUUGGGUUCCAAACGCAACGCAAGAUCGCAGGCCUCAAAUCCAUCAUUGACCAUCAGCAAGAGCAGCAGAGUACAGUGAAGACGAAUAAUAGAAAGAACAGCACUAAGGUAUCUUCCGCAGCGGGUGCAACUGUUUCCGCUGCGGAUCAUGAGGUCAAGAGGAGAAGAUUCACAAGGACAGUCUCGAGAAUGAACCAGGCGAGCUCUGAGGAGGAUGAGGAGGACGAGGACCAUGACUCGGAAGAUGAAGGCGAGUCCGAUGAUGAUCGCCGGGAAGGCCAACGCGACUUUGCAGAUACUAUCGUUCACGACGCACAGGACGCCCAGAAGUCGUUCUUUGAGGAGGACGAGAUGGGUGCGGAACGAUACUUCCAGGAUCUACACCAAAAGUCGAAAACGUCCAACAACACGCUCUCGAAACUGCCGACACUGGAGCAUGCGGACUUUAUUCAGGCACUCAAGCGCACACCGACAAAGCAUUCAAAGGAGAUGGAGAUGCUGAUGCUUCUGUACGAGGAGCAGUUCCCACAGUGGUACUUUGAGCUCAUGUCAGGGUUCAACCUCCUAAUAUAUGGCUAUGGCUCUAAACGUGCGUUGCUCACAAAGUUUGCCACCACUGUCCUUACGGAUGCACCCCUGAUCCUCGUCAAUGGAUACUUUCCAACAUUAACCGUCAGGGAAAUUCUUAGCAAGAUCAGCUCGGAAGCAUUGCAAUAUUCGGGGCCCACGGGUACUCUGCAAGAACAGAUUGCCCUUAUUCAAGCUUACUUUUCGCAACCGGACCGCGCCAUCCAAAAGCUUUAUCUCAUCAUUCACAACAUUGACGGAUCCAGCUUACGAUCGGAAAAGACCCAGUCCGCACUCAGCUUGCUUGCCUCCUGCCCACACAUCCAUCUCGUGGCAUCCAUGGAUCAUAUCAACACCAACAUUCUUUGGGAUACUGUCAAGGCGGCGCGCUUUCGCUGGGUCUGGCAUGAGCUCACGACGUUCAGGCCAUACUUAGCCGAGACCAGCUACGAAAACUCAAUCAUGGUCCGACAAGGGGAACUGGGGGCACGCGGUAUCCAGUUUGUGCUUGCCAGCCUGACCUCAAAUGGCAAGGGUCUCUUCAGAAUCCUAGCUGAGCAUCAGAUUCAGUCCGAGAGGGAUGUGGUCGAAGGAGGGGCCGCUAGCACAGGCAGCAAGAACCAAAUGGACUAUGGCAUGGCUCACAGUACACUUUUCAAAAAAUGCCAGGAGAACUUCCUUGUCAGUAACGCCAUGACCUUUAGGACACAGUUGACAGAGUUCAGAGACCAUCGCAUCGUCCAAUCCAAGAAGGGCGCGGAUGGCGUGGAAAUCCUUUACAUCCCGCUCUCCGCUGGCGUUCUCGAAGGUAUCCUGGAGCAGCUGAGCUGAUUCAUGUACAACAAUAUACAAUACACAAUACACAAUAGCAUCGUCGCAGCCAAAGCGCUUCUAAAUUAUCUCUGUGUUAUAAUAAUGGCUGAC
This is a messenger RNA of Gamsiella multidivaricata, 2120 nucleotides long. RefSeq names its product origin recognition complex subunit 2-domain-containing protein. Gene Ontology annotation, molecular function: DNA replication origin binding. The record is from RefSeq and is a predicted model, not a curated record. Gene Ontology annotation, biological process: DNA replication. The coding region runs from base 249 to 2027 and encodes 592 amino acids. Lineage: Eukaryota; Fungi; Mortierellomycota; Mortierellomycetes; Mortierellales; Mortierellaceae. The transcript is spliced from 2 exons. Gene Ontology annotation, cellular component: nuclear origin of replication recognition complex; nucleus.